CAUUUAAUUUGCACAAAUUACAAAACCAAAUAGUGUUUGUUUAUUCAUAGUAUAAUGUGGUCGGUUUCAGCAAAGGUUUUGGUUCUCCAGUUUAUGCUUCUUUGUAGCCUUUUAGCUACAGAAGCUGCUGUUGUUCAUCGUCACAAAUUCAUUAUUGAAGAAACUCCAUACACGAAGCUUUGCAGCAGUAAGAAGAUCUUGACGGUGAACGGGAAGUUUCCCGGACCGGUUCUUUAUGCCACUAAAGGAGAUACAGUCAUUGUGGACGUUUAUAACAAAGGAUCCGAAAACAUAACCAUCCAUUGGCAUGGAGUGAAACAACCUAGAAAUCCAUGGUCGGACGGUCCAGAGUUCAUAACUCAAUGCCCUAUUCGACCAGGAACUAAAUUCAGCCAGAGAAUAGUACUUUCUGAUGAAGAAGGCACAUUGUGGUGGCAUGCUCAUAGUGACUGGAACCGUGCCACAGUUCAUGGUGCCCUUUUGGUUUAUCCUAGCAAGGGAAGCCAAUUUCCUUUCCCUAAACCCUCCGCUGAAGUGCCCAUCAUAUUAGGAGAAUGGUGGAAGAGUAAUAUAUCACAAGUUUUCAGCCAGUUUCUUUCAAGUGGAGGAGAUCCAGCCCGCUCUGAUGCUUAUCUCAUCAAUGGCCAGCCUGGAGAUUUAUAUCCAUGCUCCAAAAAUGAUACAUUCGAGCUAGCGGUUGAACAUGGGAAAACGUAUCUGCUACGAAUGGUGAAUGCAGUGAUGAACAAUAUCAUGUUUUUCUCCAUAGCCAACCACCAGAUCACCGUUGUUGGAUCUGACGGCAGCUAUGUAAAGCCGUUCAAGAGUAACUAUAUCACCAUAUCUCCCGGUCAAACCAUUGACUUCUUACUCGAAGCCAAUCAGCCCCUCAACCACUACUACAUGGAGGCUAAGCCCUAUGCUCCCGGGGCGGCAUUAUCCAACCUCAACAGCACCACAGGGGUCGUUAAAUACCGCGGAAACUUCGCUCCAUCACCAGUAAGGCCUAAUCUCCCAGUUUUCAACGACACUAAUUCAUCGGUUAAUUUCACCGGAAAACUGAGAAGCUUAGCGGACUCGAAACACCCCGUGAAUGUUCCGAUGAACGUGACGACUAAUUUGUUGUACUCCGUUUCGCUUAAUACAUUGCCGUGCCCGGAUAAUUCAACAUGCACCAGCCCUAUUAGGGGGAGUCGAUUUUCCGCUAGCGUGAAUAACAUAAGCUUUGUUCUCCCCAAAAUCGACAUUCUUCAAGCUUACUACAAGAACAUCAACGGCGUUUUCACCAGAGAAUUCCCAGAUUUUCCGCCCUUGAAUUUCGACUUCACCGCGAGUAAUCUGUCCGUUGAGCUCCGGCGGCCUGACCGGAGAACGGAAGCGAAAGUUCUAGAAUAUGGCACGGUUGUGGAGCUUGUUUUCCAAGGAACAAAUUUACUUGGUGGAAUGGAUCAUCCCAUGCAUUUGCACGGAUACAGUUUUUACGUGGUGGGUUGGGGUUUUGGGAAUUUCAACAGGACGAGAGAUCCCCAGAACUAUAAUCUUGUGGACCCACCUCUGAUGAACACAAUUGCAGUUCCCAUAAACGGAUGGACAGCCAUUAGAUUCGUGGCAGAUAAUCCUGGAGUGUGGUUUAUGCAUUGUCAUUUUGAACGACAUGCAAUUUGGGGAAUGGAAAUGACAUUCAUUGUUAAAGAUGGAAAGCGAUCCAAUGAAAGAGUGUUGCCGCCUCCACCGGAUAUGCCCAAAUGUUCCAUCAUCAACGAAAACCAAAAAAAAAAAAAUCCAUUCUUUUUGACAAUACUUAGUUUCAUAAUGUGGUCGAUUUCCAAGGUUUUGGUUCUCCAGUUUAUGCUUCUUUGUAGCCUUUUAGCUGCUGAAGCUUCUGUUAUUCAUCGUCACAAAUUCACUAUUGAAGAGACUCCAUACACGAAGCUUUGCAGCAGUAAGAAGAUCUUGACAGUGAACGGGAAAUUCCCCGGGCCUGUUCUUUAUGCCACUGCAGGAGAUACAGUCAUUGUGGACGUUUAUAACAAAGGAUCCGAAAAUAUAACCAUCCAUUGGCAUGGAGUAAAAAUGCCGAGAUAUCCAUGGGCAGAUGGUCCGGAAUUUGUAACUCAAUGUCCUAUUCAACCAGGAACUAAAUUUAGUCAAAAGAUAGUGCUUUCCGAUGAAGAAGGUACAUUGUGGUGGCACGCUCAUAGUGACUGGUCUCGUGCCACAGUGCAUGGUGCCCUUCUGAUUUACCCUAAGAAGGGAAGCCAAUUUCCUUUCCCUAAACCCUCAGCUGAAGUGCCCAUCAUAUUAGGAGAAUGGUGGAAAAGUGAUAUAAAAGAUGUUCUUACUGAGUUUACUACCAGUGGAGGAGACCCAAUCAUCUCUGAUGCUUAUAUGAUCAAUGGUCAGCCCGGGGAUCUAUUUCCAUGCUCCAAAAAUGAUACAUUCAAGCUAACAGUGGAAUAUGGAAAGACGUAUCUGUUACGAAUGGUGAAUGCAGUGAUGAACAACAUUAUGUUUUUCUCCAUAGCCAACCACAAUAUCACAGUGGUUGGAUCCGACGGUAGUUAUAUGAAGCAUUUCACCAGUGAUUAUAUCGCCAUAUCUCCUGGUCAAACCAUUGACUUCUUGCUCGAAGCCAAUCAGCCCCGCAACCACUACUAUAUGGCCGCUAGGGCAUAUAGCAGCGCACCCGGCGCCACAUUCAACCGCAACAUCACCACCGCUAUAGUUGAAUACCGUGGCAAUUACACACCGUCUUUUUCUCCAAUCAUGCCUAAUCUCCCAGUUUUCAACGAUACAAACUCUUCCGUUACUUUUACAGCAAAACUCAAAAGCUUAGCCGACAAGAAACACCCCAUAAAUGUCCCGUUGAAUGUCACAACUAAUCUUUUGUACACUGUUUCGCUUAAUACAUUGCCGUGCCCAAAUAACUCAUGCGCGGGCCCCAGGGGGAGUCGGUUUUCGGCUAGUAUUAACAACUUAACCUUUGCUCUCCCCAGAAUUGACAUUCUUCAGGCUUACUACAAGAACAUUAACAAAGUUUUCACUAGAGAAUUCCCAGAUUUCCCACCCUUGAACUUCAACUUCACGGCGAGUAAUCUGUCCGUUGAGCUCCGGCUGCCUGACCGGAGAACGGAAGUGAAAGUUCUAGAAUAUGGCACAGUUGUGGAGCUUGUUUUCCAGGGAACCAAUUUGCUUUCUGGAAUCGAUCAUCCCAUGCAUUUGCACGGAUACAGUUUUUACGUGGUGGGUUGGGGUUUUGGAAAUUUCAACAAGACCACAGAUCCCCAGAAGUAUAAUCUUGUGGAUCCACCUCUAGUCAACACAAUUUCUGUUCCUAGGAACGGUUGGACAGCCAUUAGAUUCAAAGCAGAUAAUCCUGGAGUGUGGUUUAUGCAUUGUCAUUUUGAGCGACAUGCAACUUGGGGAAUGGAAAUGGCAUUUAUUGUUAAAAAUGGAAAGCGGUCCAACCAAAAAGUGUUGCCACCCCCACCGGAUAUGCCCAAAUGUUGAGAAUUGAAGAAGAAUUGAGUCAUCUUUCAAUUUUGCUUGAGUUUGUUUAUUAUUUACUUCCACUAUUUUAAAAAAUAACUUGUAAUCUCUAUUCUCUAUAAUCUCAACGGCUUGAUUUAAUUUGGCAGUCUAUAAUACCC
Ipomoea triloba (trilobed morning glory) is the source of this 3650-nucleotide messenger RNA. RefSeq lists its product as uncharacterized. The record is from RefSeq and is a predicted model, not a curated record. Gene Ontology annotation, cellular component: apoplast. The transcript is spliced from 12 exons. Gene Ontology annotation, molecular function: copper ion binding; hydroquinone:oxygen oxidoreductase activity. Bases 55 to 3510 code for a protein of 1151 amino acids. Lineage: Eukaryota; Viridiplantae; Streptophyta; Magnoliopsida; Solanales; Convolvulaceae. Gene Ontology annotation, biological process: lignin catabolic process.